AUGAAAAUGUACAACGGAUACAGUAGUAUAAAAGAGAACGGUAGAGGGAGUAGAGAUAUUUCUUAUUUAAAAGAGAAUAAUCAAGUGUUAUAUAGAUAUGUGAAUAUAUGCAAAUAUAUGAGGAUAAGUAUUAAAACAACAAGAAUAUUCUUAUAUAUGGCAUAUGCAGCAGUUAUAUUUUUUAUAAUUUCAGAAGUACACUGUGAUAUAUCUAUGAAGGAAUUAAAUGAAGUACAGCGCACUAUAAUUAAACACUUUCAGAAUGGCAAGAUGAUAUUGAUAAAUCCGGAUGGUCCAUUAAGUUUAUUAGGAGUGCAUAUGAACAAACAUAUACUUAAAAGACCAUUGGAUAAAAAUGCAUUAUCAAGCAUAGAAACCGUGAAUACUCAGAAAAUAGAAGAGAAUAGAAAAAUGAGUACUGUAGAAGACUGUUUGGUGCCGGAUAUGGACGUAGUUGAUAAUACACAAGAAACAACAUCUAAUAAGCAUAUACCAGAGAGAGUAAAAACAACAGAAGUAGUACCACCACCAGAUAAUUUAAGUAUAAACUCAUUUACACAGUUUUUAGAAUAUUAUAAAAAUACAAAUGAGAUAUCUUAUAGUAUUAUUGCUAUUUUACUAAUAUUGUCAGAGGGGCUGGAUAUUCCAUUAAGAUUUGAAAAUGAGGAUUCCUAUUUAGUUUUAUUUAACAAUAUGGAAGAGAAAAAAAUAAUAUUUAGAAUUAACAUGUCUAUUGUCCAAUCUUCGGUGGCACACACAAAUCCAAAUAAAAAAGCAAGGAAUGCUGUGUACAAAAAAGGGGCAGUUAAAUACAUUAAAUUUUUUAUGCAAGGAGAAAAGCAGCACGGUGAGGAGAAGCCCAACGCACAGUUAACAGAACCAUUUGAUAUAAACAAGUUUAUAAACAGCCAACGGUGGCAUAUUCAGAAUUACAUAUGGAAUUAUAUAAGCAGUGGGGAAGAACUCCUUAAAAUCAUCAGGAAUGUUUAUUGUAUACUUAUUGAGAUAGCAAAGAAUUCUGAACUUGUUGAUUUAAAAAACAUAACAGUGUUAUUAUGA
Molecule: messenger RNA, 1059 nt
Organism: Nematocida parisii ERTm1
Lineage: Eukaryota; Fungi; Microsporidia
Exons: 1
Coding region: 1-1059 (352 amino acids)
Source: RefSeq, a predicted model, not a curated record